This is a messenger RNA of Phyllostomus hastatus (greater spear-nosed bat), 2092 nucleotides long. It is a transcript of the gene TMEM171, whose product is annotated as transmembrane protein 171. NCBI's taxonomy places the organism in Eukaryota, Metazoa, Chordata, Mammalia, Chiroptera, Phyllostomidae. The transcript is spliced from 4 exons. The coding region runs from base 1033 to 2010 and encodes 325 amino acids. The record is from RefSeq and is a predicted model, not a curated record.
GAACCUUCUGGUUCAAGGGCAGGGAAAGUUACCAGUUUAAUUCCAGCAGAUCAUUAGCGACUCAGAACUGGGAAGGGGGUUCUAAGGCCAAGGAGGGGUGCGAGCAGACCUCCGAGUGAGGCAGGGAGGGCUGGCCCGGAAUGGAGACAGCCAGGGUCCUGCUUCAGCCUAGGAGCUAGGAUGGCUCGGAUGUGGAGAACCCUCGUCUCCUAAUGGCGCACAAGUUUCUGGAACCUGGUAUCUAUCUCUAUAACCUCCUCACCGGGGAACUCUCGGAGGAGGACUUGCUCCAGUGACCCCCAGUCAAAGUCUGUGGAACGGCAGCAGGAACACAGGGCUACUGGAUGGACCCUUCCCAGGCCGCGGGGCGGCCGAGAGAGCGGCGGCGGGAACGCGGGGGGCCCCACGCUGCCGCCACGCUGGUAGUGCAAAAGCCCAUUCCCUUUCUCAUGCCCCCUCCCCCGAACCCUGGAAGCUAGCCUCGGCCGGCGCAACGCGCAGUUCGGACAGCCAGGAGUCCCUCGACUCGCCACCGAUUCCCCUGGGGCUGCAGACCUGGGGGGCGGUGCGGGUGCUCAUUUACACCCGGGUUCUUCGCGCGCACAGCCACGGGCUCGGAAGCGGCCGGGUCCCCCAGACCUGGACGGCGAAGCCGCACCUCACUCUCCACUGCCAGGCCGGGCGCGCUUCCGUCCCCGAAGGGCAGCACCCGGUGCCGGCCAGCUCCCGCCAGUCGGCCCUGCCCUGUCCGCCGUCCCCAGCCGCCGCGCCCUCCCGGCGCCGCCUCCUCCUGUAAAUACAGUGGCGGCCCGCCCUCCGCAGGUGGGAGCCUGCGGAGGGGUUCUGCGAUCAGCCGGCUGCCCGCGGCCGGCGCUGCACCGCUGAGCGCCUACCCCGAAACCCACGCCAGGCUCCCGGGAAGCGCCCCGGCGCGGCCAGCACGCUCGCUAGACGGAGCCGCAGAGCUGUGGGCACCACUGGAGGGAAAGGAACACACCCCACCCCUCCCUGGGGCGGGGGCCUCUCCUGGCCAUGUCUCCUGCAGCCGCUGAACCAGGCGGGGCCCAGCAAGACAGGCAUGUCAGCAUGCUCAUUUUCUUCCUUUUCGUCUUUGGUGCCAUCCUGCUGUUUGUGGGAGUCCUGCUCUCCAUCUUCGGGUUCCAGGCAUGCCAAUACAAACCCCUCCCGGACUGCAGCAUGGUGCUGAAGGUCGUCGGGCCUGCGUGUGCCGUGGUCGGGCUUGCGGCUGUGAUCCUGGCCCGCUCCCGGGCACUACGUCAGUUCCGUGAGGGGCGCCUUCGAGGCCACCAGGCGGACCCUGACCAAGCCUUCAUCUGCGGAGAGAGCCGCCAGUUUGCCCAGUGCCUCAUCUUUGGAUUUCUCUUUUUGACCAGCGGCAUGCUCAUCAGCAUACUGGGCAUCUGGGUCCCUGGCUGUGGUCCAGACUGGGAGCAGGAAACGCUGAAUGACACAGACACUGCCAACGAGGAGCCCCAGAUCUGUGGGUUCCUGUCCUUGCAGAUCCUGGGGCCCUUGAUUGUGCUCAUGGGAUUGUGUUUCUUCGUGGUGGCCCACGUUAAGAGGAGAAACAACUUGGGUGAGGACCAGCAUGCCUCCGAGAGUGAAGACAGACAGACCCAGAGCACGGAGCCUGUCCAGGUCACCGUAGGUGAUGCCGUGAUAAUAUUCCCGCCCCCUCCACCACCUUACUUUCCUGAGUCUUCAGCUGCUGCAGCGCCUCGAAGUCCUGGGGCUAACAGUUCGCUUCCAAAUGAAAGUCCGCCUUCCUAUUACAGUAUUUUUAACCACAGCAGGACCCCGGCUCCUGAGGACCAAGGCACUGCCUCUGUGAGGGAGCACGUGCCCAUAUACACUAUUUCUGGGGCUCCUCCAUCCUCGGAGAGCGCACACACUCCACAGCUCUCGUCUGAAUCGCCUCCCAGAUAUGAAGAAAAAGAAACUGCUACAGCCACAGCCUUGUCUCCUUCUCCUCCGCCUCCCCCACCAUGAACUAUGGACUCCAGUUCAGUUUUAUAUAGAACCAAUCACUAUUUUAUUUAACUUUUUUUUUUUAAUAAAAAAUACAAUUGCA